Adineta ricciae is the source of this 1065-nucleotide messenger RNA. The record is from the annotation of a GenBank genome assembly. NCBI's taxonomy places the organism in Eukaryota, Metazoa, Rotifera, Eurotatoria, Adinetida, Adinetidae.
AUGAAAUUUUAUAAUUCAAAAUUGCGACGUCGUUCAUUUGUUGCCUUAUCACUUUGUACAACACUUUGGAUACUUUUCGGAUACAAUGGCGUUUUUCUUAACUAUAAUCGAAAUGAAAUCAAUUGUACUGCCAUGAUUUCUGUUGUUCCUCCAAUUCAACUGCCAUCAAUAACGAAGUUUGAUUUGGAAAGCAAUGAAACAGAUCGUGAAGCAUUGGUCACGUUGAUUACUGGUGAUACGUAUGUAGCUGCAGCACUCGUUCUUGGGUAUACAUUGAAGAAGCAUGAAUCCAUGAAAUCUCGUCAACGUGAUAUGAUUGCGCUUAUGAAGCACGAUUUAGUUCUUAGCAAACAACAUCGCAGGAUGCUCGAAGAAGUCGGCUGGAAACUAAUCGAGGCGACGACAUUUUCGUUUCCCGGUACUGUAAUACCACGAUUGAUAGAUGGUUUGCUCAAGUUGCACGUGUGGAGUAUGACGCAAUAUGCAAGAAUUGCUGUGCUAGAUGCUGACGCUAUUGUCACUGGUUCCAUCGAAGAACCGUUCAAGUUCAUGCGAUCAAAUAUGGACAUUCCAUUAUUAGCUGUAAAUUACCUAUUCUGCCCGAAAGUGUUGGAAAAGAAGACAUACAUGACCGCAUAUUUCAAUGCCGGUGUUCUCUUUCUGCGACCCAAUAUUGAACAUUACGAAGCAUUGAUCAAUCUGUCUUCGAAACAAGGCUAUUACCAUCUGAAAUUUCCACAACAGAAUCUGUUGAACACAUAUUUUCUUGGUAAAUGGCUUGGACUGUCGGUUAUUUACAACUAUGUACAUCGUAACGCGGCGUGGUUUACUGACAUGGACAGUAUACGAAUCGUUCACUAUGCGGGUACUCCAAAACCAUGGGAUCAGGCUCAUACUUCACAAGUGAAAAGUGGCGGGGAUUUAUGGCCUGAAGGUGACCUCAUCUGGCAGAAGUUUUUCGUCAACAUGACUCGCGAAUAUGAAUGGAAAAAGCAUCAUUAUCUUGGCGAAAAUCCUUCAAAAGAGCUUGAGCAGAGUUUUGAUUUUGAACGCUUCAAUCUUUAA